Molecule: messenger RNA, 137 nt
Organism: Funneliformis caledonium
Lineage: Eukaryota; Fungi; Glomeromycota; Glomeromycetes; Glomerales; Glomeraceae
Source: the annotation of a GenBank genome assembly
AGAUUCGAACCGACAUAAAAGAGAUGAAAACCGAAAUUUCAGAGCUUAGAACAGACGUAACAGAGAUGAAAUCAGAAAUGUCGGAAGUGAAAACCGAUAUGAAAAAAAAUUGUCUAAAUCUUGCAGCAAGCUUUUAG